Messenger RNA from Hordeum vulgare subsp. vulgare (domesticated barley), 688 nucleotides. Its product is annotated as CASP-like protein 5B3. The record is from RefSeq and is a predicted model, not a curated record. Bases 163 to 630 code for a protein of 155 amino acids. NCBI's taxonomy places the organism in Eukaryota, Viridiplantae, Streptophyta, Magnoliopsida, Poales, Poaceae. The transcript has 3 exons. Gene Ontology annotation, cellular component: membrane.
UAACACAAGCCGAGCCAGGCACCCCACCUUCCUGGCUCCUGCUCAUAGCCAUCACCUUCCCCACCCACACACGAGCUAAGUGCACACAGCAAGCGCCACAGAUCCUGCCCAGCCGGGCUAUCCAGUACUGCAUCGUCUUCUCCGCAGCAAGCAGAGCAGGGGAUGAAGCGCGUGGUGGGGAGCCCGGGGACAUGGAGCGGCAUGGUGCUGCGGCUGUCGCAGUGCGUUUUUGCCUCCGCCUCCACCUUCGCCAUGGUCUCCGGCUUCGGCUACUCCAACUACAGCGCCUUCUUCUACUUGAAUGUAUCAUUGAUCCUGCAGCUUAUGUGGAGUCUGUUCCUUGCUUGUAAGGAUAUCUUUGCUCUAAGGAACAAAAAGGAUCUUCACACCGCGGAUAAUUUAUUGUUCAUUGUUCUGAUUGAUUUCGCCGUGGCGAUUUUCAUGUUCUCAGCAGCCUGUGCCUCCGCGAGCCUGACUGUUUUCUUCAUGUGGGAUGUGCACUUGUGCAAGGCAUACCCGCGGCUCGCCUGCCGGCACUUCGGGCUUUCGGUCGUGCUGGCGUUCAUCACCUGGUUCCUGCAGGCUGCAUCUUCUUUCUCCGGGUUCUGGCUACUGGUUUCGUUCUUCUAAGGUGUGUUUGGUUUGAGGAUCAAAAGUCAUGGAAUGUCAUGGUUCCAUUCCAAAGUCA